CGGCAAGCGCUGUCGUCACUCAUCCCUCCUGCCCUCUGCAUAAGCGUUCCGGUGGAAUACGCUUGGAGAGAAGAAGGAACAAAUUCUCACGCUCCUUCUCCUCCCUUUCCUUCUCUCAGGCAACUGUGGUGCUUGUUGGUGAAGAGAAUACUAGAGAUUCUGGUCUUGAUGUUUCCAUGUCUCAAGUGCCAAUGGAAAGUUUGCAUGCCGUUGUUAAACCUGCUGUGAUUAGUGAUUUUAGCAAUGCUAUUCCCAUGCAAUCUUAUGAGCACCUAGACUCAAGCUCCAAUGUUUGGCCCGAGAAGAUGAUAGAUGGAGGGCUUGACAGCAAUGAGAACCUUUCCCCUCUUAAUGAGUCACCAGUUCUAGAAAAUGAACUGAAUCCAGGUGCAGGUGGGAGCUUUACUUCCAACAAACCAGUGGUGGUUUUUACCAUGACAUAUGAUAGCAUAGGUGGCUUCGGUGAAAUUGAUGGUGGUGAGCAACUUUCUCUUUCUACAGAGAUUGACAUGGAGCUGGGUAAUGCAAGUUUGUGCACAGAAGGAUAUUUGGACUUGGCGGACUCAUGUUCCGGCACAUUGUCCGAGGAGGUGAGUGAUCAAGGCAUUUGUGAAAACGGGAAACUUUUGCCUCAUGAGGAGUCACAUAUUCAAGAAAAUGAAUUGAAUCUGGACACAAAAGAUCAAAGAUUUGCUUCAAACAAGUCAGCAACUGUUGUUGCUAGGAUGGAUGAGGAUAUGCCUGAACUUCAUAUAAACAAUGGUAAUCAUUCUCUUGCUGUGGACAUUGGCGCAAAGCUGGAUGAUAAAAAUUUGUGUGGAAAAGAUGUGUGUUGUGAGGAUGAGGUUGAUUUUGGUUAUCAGCAUGUUAAUUUGAAUAGAGGGUACCAUGUUCAGGCUCUUGAGGUGGCAUCACACUCUGAUAAAGGACUUGUAGAUGCUGCUGAAACAUUUCCUGAUGAUGAUCUCAUCAUGCCUGUUGUUUCAUCCAGGUUUGGAUUUGACAAUAACUCUAAAAGUGAAAGUUUGAUGACAAGUGACCACGUAGAAGAAGGCAAUAUCCAGAAUAUGGUAGAAGCGAAAUCAUCAGUUCCUGAAGAACAUUGUCUAGACCAUGAAAAUUGUGGAAUUGAUAAAGAGCUUGAGGAGCAGUGCAAGCAUGACAGCUUGCUGGUGGAUAAGCAUGUUCAGGGCAAGGUUUUUGAUGAUGAGCUCGACCUUGAGGUGGUAGAAGUUAAUUAUGAUCAUUGUAGACACAAUGGAGAUUCUAAAGUAGAUGAAAGAGAUAAAGAAACUCAAAAUGCUGUUAAUAUUCACCAUCAGAGUACCAGCAUAGAGAAUCAGAUUGCAGAUGGAGUUUCCAAGAUGCCUUUGGUCAUGCCACAGCCAGGAAAGCUGUUGAUGGAGGACACAAAUACAAGAACUUUUGAAACAGUUUCCUUUGAAGCAUUGAAUGUCUUGGAAAGCUCUCUAGUUGAAUCCUCUUCAGGAAUGAAAUCUUUCACUGUGCAGCAUGAGACAGAUAUACUGUUUGAUGAUGGGGAUCAACAUAUUGAUGUUGCAAGAGAGAUUGGGGUCGGUGCUUCUGCCAUUAACAUGCUCCAGAAUUCUGAUUUGUGUCCCACAGAUCAGGUGGAGGUUCAAACCACAUCUGCUAUCCUGGAUGAAAAAUUUAGUGAAGUAAAUAUGCUGGAAGAGUCUCGACCGUUUGAUGACCUUUGUGGUUUAGUUAGAGGUUUCAACAGUUCACCACAAUUUAGUUCUUCAGGUGUGGGGAAACCUCCUGAGACAAUUCAGUGUGUCAACAAGUUUUCUGAUUCUGGACAUUUUGCACAUUCUUCAUUUGUUGAGGUUUCUAUGAUGGAGGGGAAUGCUGAAGGAGUUGGUCCUGUAAUUGUUGAGGACCACACCUACUUUGAUCAAUCUUUUGACCCUGCACAUGUAAAGUAUUAUGGAUCCAAUUUGAAAAGCGAUGGACAAGCAAACCUGGAAGAGGCUGAUUUGAGCUCCGAUCACAUAUCGUCCUUCUUUUUAUCAGACAAUCUUUUCACUCCAUUUAGUUAUUUUCGACGAAGAGAUGGUGAGAUUGAAUGGGAUCCAAGCUUAAGUACUGAAGAACUGCUGCAGCUAUCGUACUCUGAAGUGGACAAGGAGAUGGGACUUGAACAUGUGCCUUAUUCUGUUGUUAAUUUGGAUGAAAGUCCUGUGUGUGGUACCACAGAUACCUUGUGCAUAAACCUCAGUAUGAAGGAGAAAGAGGUUGAUCCUACAGAUCUGGCUGAACCAGGGGACUCUGGCAAUAUGCAUCUUGCUGAUGAACAACAUGAAACAUGUUGUUUAACUAACUUUCCUUUUGAGAAGCAUGGGGGCAGCCCUAUUACAGGGUAUGGAGCUGUGACUGGUGAAGUAGAAAAGGACGGAUCUAUCUCAUCAUCUUCUUCAUCAGGAGUUGAUGAAAGGCAAAGGGAGCCUUUUGACGAAAAUCAUUCAUUUGUUGUUUACCAAACUGAAUCAGAUCCAGCUACUAUUAAUGAUUGGCUUGAUCGUCAUGAUUCUGUAAAUUCCCAGGAUAUUGGUGCAGAACCUAAUGAUACUGAGAUGCCAAGGGGAGUUUCAGAAGGCCAAUCGGGUAAAGUGAGCAAACUUGACAUCAGUGAGAAGUACAAAAUGGUGUAUACUGUUGAUGAAACAGUAGCCACAGCCAAAUCAGAUCAGGAAAAGUUUAGUUAUACUGAUGAAACUGUAGGGAGUGAGGAAGAAAUAUUCACUGGAUCUGCUGAUUCUUCAGCUUCUGAGUCGGAACAUCAUGCUGGAGAACAUUCCUCGUGUGAUGGAAGUUCACCUUUACUGAGUUCUCAAGUUGAAUAUACUGCAACUUCUAGUACAGCAGACAAACAAUGGGCGGAACCUUAUCAGUUCACGGCUUCCAGAUCUGCUGGCUAUGAUUUUCAUUUUCGUGGUGCCAGUAAGUUGGUGGGCCAAUUUGAUGAGUGCCUGGCAAAGGAAUGUGAAGAGAUUAGGAAAGAUGAAGUGCAGCCUGAGCAGGUAAGAGCGGAUAAAUAUUCUGAUAGAACCCUGACUUGUAAGCGAGCUUCUUUUCAAGAAUGCUGUGGUGUCUGGGAUUGGAUUCGUGGAUUUCGUGGAUAAAGGUUGACUUGAUCAAUAUUGCCGAAAUUUCUGAGCGAAGCAAGUGAAAAUUUGUUCCAAAUGAGAGCAACAUGAUAAGUUCUCAUUGUUUGCAGGUUCUUAAGUAGGUUAGCUGGUUCUAUGAUCUGUUUACUUUCUUCUGUUAGCCUUCUUUUGUAGCUUUUCGUUAGGUGAUAUGAUCGGUUUCAAAGUAAUGGUGUUAAAAGGGACUCUAGUGAGCUUCGUUCUUGUAAGAUGUCAUAUAUAGUAAAUAUGUUAAAUGGGUAUACUUUCAGUAUCAUUUGGGAGUUUCCCGUUGUGAAAAAGCUUAGUUUGCUGGUAAAUGUUUCUGUUUGUCAUCA
Molecule: messenger RNA, 3487 nt
Organism: Nymphaea colorata (pocket water lily)
Lineage: Eukaryota; Viridiplantae; Streptophyta; Magnoliopsida; Nymphaeales; Nymphaeaceae
Exons: 4
Coding region: 177-3146 (989 amino acids)
Source: RefSeq, a predicted model, not a curated record